Notechis scutatus (mainland tiger snake) is the source of this 7804-nucleotide messenger RNA. RefSeq names its product Rho guanine nucleotide exchange factor 40 (gene ARHGEF40). Lineage: Eukaryota; Metazoa; Chordata; Lepidosauria; Squamata; Elapidae. Gene Ontology annotation, molecular function: guanyl-nucleotide exchange factor activity. The record is from RefSeq and is a predicted model, not a curated record.
GGCUCCAGGCUGGGCUAGCAGGCCGAGGCGGGGAAGGGGACGCAACGCGCGGAAUCUCGACUGGAGGCGGCAGCCACAGAUAGGCGAGCCCGUCCCGUCUGUGCGUCCGCCUGACUGCGCCAUGGAACCUGAGCCUGUGGAAGAAUGUGUCCAGAGCACACUGGCUGCCUUGUACCCUCCUUUCGAAGCCACAGCCCCUACCCUUCUGAGUCAGGUCUUCGAAGUGCUGGAGCGGACGUACCAACACGAUGCACUGCGCUACACCCUUGACUUCCUUGUUCCUGCCAAGCACAUCUUGGCUCGCAUCCAGAGUGAAGCCUGUGCUCAGUAUAGUGGCUUUGUCUUUUGCCAUGAAGGUUGGCCCCUGUGCCUUCAUGAAAAAGUCCUUGUCCAGCUGGGCUCCUUGCCAUGGCAACAUUUGUGUCCCGGGGAUUUCUACUUGCAAGUGGUGCCUCACCGGGAAUGUGCUCCCCGCCUAGUCCUGAAAUGCCUCUCGCUGGAGGGCCGGGGAGUUCAGGAGUUGCCUGUGUCUCCGGACUCCUAUCGAUUCCUGUUUACCAUUGAAUGGCUUAAUGGCAUCAACAAAGAACGUAGGGUAGGGCGCCUGGAACGCUGCUUGUUGGCAGCUGGAGAAAAAGUGCUGAGCUUGCCCUGGGCUGAGCUUGUGUACCCUCAGUUUGUGCACAAAGAUGGAUUUAUUGUGGGGCAGCACUGCCCUACGGAUUUGACUCCUGAGGUACUGGGAGCAAGGAGUCCUGGUGACGGACGCCAUUCUGGCGGAGAGAACCGGGAAUCUGAGGGGGAAUACGUUCACCUCUUGGAGGUCAGCCCCACCUUGCAUCAAACACCCAGAAUCCUGCAACCUUGCAGUGCCCAGAUUCAGACAAUGCCUGCUCGCAAGGGACAUAACAAAAAUAGGAACCGGCGCCACCGAGCCUGGCUCCAUCAUAAGUCAGGCUGCGGGGAGAACUUUGCUUUGCGACAGGCUUGCAAAACUGAGGAGGCAGAGAAGUCUAGCCAAGAGAAGGGAAUCCAGGAUGAGAAGGUAACUCAGCUGAGACCAAACCCUAGCCCAGCUUUAGACCCAGUUUUAGAAACUCCCAGAACAGUUGGGAACUUGAAUCCUAAGCAACUGGAGGAAACCCUAGAUCCCCUUGAAACAAAACCACCACCCAUUCUGAGUAGUAGCGAUGGCAUUGCUGAAGACACAGUUCUAGGGAAAGAGGAAUUGCUUGAAUCCAUUCCCCAAGAUCCAACUCCUCCUAAGGAAGACAGCAAGGAAAGCCAUGCUCCAGCUUUAGCAACCCCAAAACGUACCACCAAGGGAAACCGGAGAAAAAAGAAAGGUGCUGGGAAAGGAGCUGGUGGUCGGAUUAAACAGGGGACAGAUUCUGCUAACCAAGAAACAGAAAGUUCUGAUCUUAAAAUGGGUGCUGAAAAAGAGGAGGCCUGCACUGGUCCAGGAGAACAGGAUUCUGAGACUGGAAGUGUUUAUGUUAGUACCAGAGAUCCAGACAGCAUCAAAGUAUCAUGUGUUGAUAUCACGGAGUGUGAUGACACUCAAGAAAAAGAUAGAAUCACAGGAAACCAAAGCCUUGAAACUCAAGGGGAGGGAGCCAACAAUAAGGACUUGACUGUCACCACUGGAGACUGUAUUGCUGGUGCUACUGAGCCAGAAGACAGCACAGGAAAAUGUACCAUUGAUGACAAUGAAGGCAGCUCUGGAGAAAGAAAUAUGGAAGGCCCAAAACUUAACACUGAAGAGCCAAAUGCUAAGCCCAUGACUAGUGAACCAAGAAUUGAUAGUGAGGAGGUGAACAUCCAAGAAAAAGAAGCUGACAUUUCUGAAGACCAAUGUAUGGUGGAACAGGAUCUCAACAGCAAAGAACCAGGGCUUACUGACUUGCCAAAGAAGAAUGAACCAGCAAGUGUUGAUGGGAAAGAAGAGGCCGUAGACAUAGCAGCUGAUCAGGGUCCUAGGGAAGUACAAAAUUCUGUUUUACCCACGGUGGCUCGUCUUGGGGAAUCUGUAAACUGGAAUCUUCUUCAAUCAGGAGUUUUUGCUCUGACAGGAGGAAUAGACAAGGCUGGCCAUUCCUUGCUGACCAUAGUGCCCCAGCCUCUUCAGGAUGAGUUGCCUCCAGGACAAGAGGAUCUGGUUAAUACCUUAAGAUACAUGCACUCACUUCUCAGGCAAGAGCUCAAGAUUCUUGGACUGACAAUGCUGUUGGACCUAAGCCAUGUGGAUGACUGGGCCUUCCAGGCCCCCGUAUUGCUGCCAGCUUUAAGAGCAUUCCAGGAGACUGCACCAACUCCCAUCAGUCAGCUGCUGGUGAUCUUACCUUCUGAUGAUCGUUUUGUACCCCAUGAAGAAGAAUUGACCUUAGAACCUGUUGUGGAAAUCCGGCUUCUUUUGCUGCAUGAACUUCCACAUUAUGUAGCCUUGGAUCAGUUGACCCCAGCACUAGGUGGGACUCUGAGCUACUCACCACCCAAAUGGGUUAGAGAACAUCAGGCUCUUGAACAACUACAAGAUCUCUGUUGUGCUGUUCUCCAGACUGUGUGUGAAGCCAGUGACCACCUCAACACAGUGGGAACAGCAUCAAAUCAGGAGGAACUUUCAGCUCAAAUCACCUUGCAUCAGGACACUAUGCAGAAAUUGCUUUCAGAGCCUCGUUUACUGGAGCUUCAGUGCCGUGGAGGCUCUUUGCUAGCACGGCUACCUCCAUUAGGACCCUGCAGUAUGCAAGCUAUGGAUGCCACAAGACUGUAUCAAGAGGUGGAUGAAGCCCUUCAUGGACUUGUCCAACUCAGCAACCGGUGUCUUGAGUUAUUGCAGCAGGAGAAGAAGAACAUACAGGUUCAGCAGGAAGGCAAAACAUGCCUUCAGUCUGGUGAUAGCAGUGUAGAAAAGAAGAGAGAGGGUGAGAGACCAGCUGAGGGACUAGCUGAAGGAACAUCCUUGGAGAAAAAACUAUUACAAAACCCUAGAUCUUCAGGGAAGUCACAGGUCACGCCUGAAGACAGUUCUGUUCCCCGAGCCCGAGCCCGUGCAUGCAGCAUCAGUGCUGCUGCUGCUUCUUCUUCAUCAAAGCAUGGCUUGUUGCUUGGGUCCAAGUUUGGUUCCUCUUGCAGUUUAACUUCUCUCUUCCAGCCACUUACCAGCCCCAAAGGCUCCCCCUUUUGUUCUCCUGCCCGAAGCAAUGCCCUAGACAGCAAGAAGAAAAGCCAGGGGCCCCUCAUCAUUUCCAAAAAACCUGCAUCUCCAGCUAAUAACCUGGCAUUACGAGCCUUGAGUGAUCCGGGUCGCCCUAGUGUGCAUAUACGUGGUCUGGAAGUAAGCAGCCGGGAACUGGCAGACAGGAGCUGUUCCCCCCGUGAACAUGUGCUGUUGGGACGCAGCAGAACUCAUGUUGCUGAAGCACCUUGGGGGGCCACACCUCGCAUGGAAAGAAGGCGUUGCCUUGGGGUCCAACAGCAGCUUUUGGUUGAGCUGCUGGAGUGCGAGCGGGAGUACGUGGGUGCCCUUACCCAGCCCCUUUCUCUGUCUCAGGAGCCUGGGGGACAGGCUUGGACAGCUGAGUUAAGAUGCCUGGGCGGUGCCCUCCGGGCCACACGGGACCGGCUCCUGGCCUUCCAUUCCAGCUGCCUCCUGAGCGAGUUGGAGGGGUGCAUGAGCCACCCAUCACGCAUUGGCAGCUGCUUCCUGCGCCACAGAGAAGAGCUGCAACUGUAUGCAACCUAUGCCAAAGAUCACCACAAGUUCCAGGCUGCCCUGGCUUUGCUUCGAAGCACUGGCAAGAAAGGUCUGAUGGAGCCACGUGAGGAUGGACAAAUAGCAUACACUUUACAGGUGCCUCUGGAGCAACUGGAGCGGUACCGGCGCUUCCUGGGUGAACUUCUACAUGAAUGUGAGCUCGAGCAGGGGCCUGACCGCCAAGCCCUACAGGAGGCCCAGCAACUGUUGGAGGCACAGGAGCAGCGAGGCAGAGACUUACUGGCCAUAGAGCAUAUCCGAGGUUGCGAGAUAAAACUGUCAGAACAAGGGACAUUGCUUCAGCGUGGUGAACUCAUUCUGUUGUCUGGACGCCGUAAAUGCCAGCGGCAUGUUUUCCUAUUUGAGCAGUUGCUACUCUUUACCAAAUGUAAAGGAACUGAGGGUGGCUAUGUCUGCAAACAGGCCUUGCAGACUGCUUCCAUGGGUUUGACUGAGAGCGUGGGUUCUAGUGGGUUACGUUUUGAGCUUUGGUUCGGAAGGGGAUCAUCCCGGCAGGCCUAUACAUUGCAAGCAGCCUCUGCUGAAGUCAAGCAUCAGUGGACAAAUAUUAUAGCCCAACUGCUCUGGAGACAAGCUGCCCAGCCAAGUGUCUCAAUGAGCUUGUCCUCCUGCCCUUCUCAGCGCUUAGCUCCUCUGGGUCUUGGCCCUGGUCCCCCUCCUGGUUUGUCACUCCCUGGCCACUUUGAGGAAGAGGAAUGGGACUUAGAUGUCAAGCCCAUCCCAAGAGCUCACACCUCUGGGUCAGAGGGAGCCUCCCCAAGCCACCAUGAACCACUUAGGCAGGGGAGAAGUUCAUUGCCUGGCAGCAGUUCUGCUUUAGGACACCAUCAGUCGCGUUGGGUGUGGAGCCUGCAUCGGAAACUCUUUUCUUCGGGAAGCCAUGGACGGCAAGAUUCAGUUCCUAGGGACUCUGGGAACAGGACAGUUUGAGAUCCUUGCAAAAACUUGGGAAUUGGGACACAAAUGGAUGGUCAUAUUCAACAAUAUCGUGACUUGCUCCUACCCAUUUCCUGACGGCUCUGCUAACACUCCACAGAAGCAUCUAGAUUGGUUAUAUCCUACUGUGGGAUUUCCAUGUCCUGCCUGAUUACUACUCAUUGAGUGCCUUUUCUGCCAUUUUCUUGGAUUGUGAAUUUCCUGGAGUGUUUUGGUCAAGCUCACACUUAAAAGAGGCUAUCAAGCAAGGAAGCUCAACCAAGAAACUCCCAGGUUCACCUAAAUUAAAAGUUGCUGGGAAAGAGGGAACUUGGUGGGUUGAAUCAUCUUCUAUUGAGGAUCAAAUGUGGUAACACCCAGAGUGUAUGGAUCUGUGCAUUUAUUGGUUGUCCUAUCUCUAGUCACAGUUUCAGUCUUAAGAUUGAUUUUUUGCUCUCUUCAGUGGGUGUUGAAGGAAAGAAUCUAGGCUGCAGUUGUUAGGCAACUACAGCAUCCAUUUCCUGAAAUUUCUCCAAGGUAAUUCUAAAGUAAAAGGAAGAAAGAGGGCAUUUGGGCUACAUAGAGGGGUAUGUGAUUACCAUAUAUAGAAGUACCCCCUUCUAAAAUAGGAUCAAAUAUCUUUAGCUGAGUUACUCAAGAUCAGACGAGUAAUACAACAGUAUGAGAAUGAUGUACAGUAUGCACAAUGCCAUAGACCGUUACAAGACAACACUUUUUCUGGGACUGUGCCACUUUAGAUUGCAAAGGAGGUGCUUGUCAAUUUAAUAUUGGGAUUUUUUAUUUUGCAUCUUAUUUUGUAGAGUAACAGGCAUGUCAAGGAGACUUAAGAUAUGUUAGUUAUCUAUUUUAUGUUAAUAUUUCUAUGCAGGGAGUUUUGAUGAACAGUACUUGGUUAAUGCUAAACCCCCUACAUUCUUGCAGUUUGAAGAAACAUAAGAAUCAUUGUUCCAUGAUUAUCUUGAGCAUAAGGAAGAGAUGCUGGAACUGCAAAUAUACAUCUUUUAUUUUCAAGAUUAUUUUUGAGAUGAUUAAAUAAUAUAACCAACCAAUCAAUUUCCAUGUGAAAAUAUAUUGCAGUGUGAGUGAAAAUAUCAAAGACUGGAGAGAGGGAUGUUUGCUUUUCCCUGUAGCAUAAAGUUGGCUUACUUGUUUGGUUUUUUUACAUGCAGUUUUCUGUAAUUCUAAUUGGGGGAAAUAAUCUAUAAAGAAGUACAAAUGGUGCUAUAUUUAGAAUUGAUCAAGAGUUUCUAAUUUUUGAGGGGGGGGGGAAGCAAUGUGACUGUACUACUGGAUACAGGUAUUUUUUUUUCUUAUUUGGUAAGUUGAGUUAUUUGGCAUUUGUCUCUUUUUAUAUAUCCUGUAAGAAUUUGAUAUAGGACUUUCUUUUAUGCGCACAUAGAAAAAGUGAUACUGAGGUGGAACCAUAUUAAGAUUCUUGCACUUGUCCCAAUGAUUUUCAAAGGGCAGUUCAAUAUUGGUCAUAUCUAUUGUGGUAUUAUUCUUUCAAAAGCAAACAAAUUGUAAGAAGAUGCAAGAAGUAAUGUAGAAUAUACAUUCGUAACUUUGGUAUAAUGCACUGAGACUGAACAGUAUUAGUAGACAUUUGAGUACUGCCAUAAAAGCCACUAAAUAUAUUGUGCCAUGACUUCUCUUCUACAUUUUUAAAAUACUGAGUUCCCCCGACUGAAAGGAUUGCAAUACGGACCUGUAAUAAUUUCCCCCUUUUUUGGAGCAGAAGUAUUUUUGUUUAUAAUCACUUUUGGAUGGGCCUGCUGCUCAUUUGUUUGACCAGCAUAAAUUAUGGUGCUGAAAACUUACUUAAACCUUAUUAAAGAGGCAUCAAUGAAGUUUAAUUAUCACCAUGCUGUCCAUAAAGAUGUAAGAUAUAUCAGAACUAUGCAACUUGAAGAAGCAACUAGAUGGGAUGCUUAAAACUCUGCCAACUGAUUGGUGAGACACAUACAAACUGUGUCUUGAAAACUGUUUAUAUCUUCUUGUAUAUUAUUUUAGUAUGUAGUUUCUUCUUCAAAGGGCCACAUUAGGAUUACCCCAGUUGCAUUCAUAACUUUUUGUUUUAAAUUGCAGAUCUAGCUGACCAUAGUAAGUUAAGCUAAUUCAGAUCUAGUUAGGGAACCUGGAAGGGAUUACCAGGAAAUGUUAGGGAUACAAGUUUCUGGGUUAGGGAAGUCAAGUUUCUGGAAGACCAUGGCAAAUCACUUGUGUUGUUGCCCUGCUCAAAGCCCUAAACAGACAGGUCUAGUAAGUAAAUAGGAAACAAGGCAUCUUUUUAUUGUAUAUGCACACCUAGUCAAUAGAGCCAACAUGAAGGAGGUUUACUUUUUUCAUGAAUUGUAGUCUCAGUGAAAAACAUCUAUUUCUCAACUCUAUAUAGAGAAAAAGUUUCUCCAGGUAGCAAUUGGAACUGUUUCCCUUCUGGCUGUUUGUCUUUCCCUGUGUAAUUUAGUCCCAGUGACUCUCUUCCCCCAUGCCUCCUGCUAGUAUUAAAAUACAAACAGUAUUUGGGUUAUUAAUAUACAAUUAAGAGUAAUGCCUAUUUUGAAUUUUUGAGUAACUCCAGUGGUGGAAGUGAUUGAUAGUGAAUACGGGACAGGAUUCAGUAUUCUUACCCCGGAUUUCUUUUUGCUGCUAAAAUCAGAUGACGUUCUCUCCCUCUGUCAUAUUUGGGCCACUCCAUGCUUAAGUGGAGGGAACUGCAGCAUAUAAUUGAGAAUAUUCCUGCUCCCCCUCCUCUAAAUAAUGCCUAAACAAAAUGGGAAACUGAGAAAUAAGGUUUUGUUGGGAGUAAAGAACUUUUUAACAUCCAGUCAUUAGUAUGUAUUUAGCCCAGAUUUUUGUGGCAUCUACAGCUUUAUACAUAUACUGGUUUCAAAUUCUACAUUAUAUUUCAGUGCUACAUACCGAGCAACAAAUAAGAUGGGGACUCAUUUGAUGAAGAUUGUGAUUGCUUUGUGGGCUGUAAAGAUGGGGAAUCCUUUUAAUUCUGCUGGUUUUGAAAAAUCAGAAUGGAUAAAUCAACAUUGGAAUGGAAUGUUCAGCAUUUCCAGGCCCAAUUUUCAUGGGAAAAUAAAA